UACCGCCAUCUCUAAUAUUUGACAACAACAUCCUUUCCUGCGAAUGGGACAAUCAAACGAUGCUCGGCUGAACACGUCCCUCGGGACGACAGAAUGACGGUGGUGUCCCUCCUCAGUAGAUUUCUGAGGAAGUACCUGUUUAGUAUCGAGGCCUUGCUGUUCCUGUGUCUGGUGAUUUUCCUGUAUCACUCCGUCUACCAUUCGUCUCCCCUGUGGAGGUUCAUAUUUCCCUCCUCUGGCUCCAGAGAUAGCAGAAACGAAGCUGUAAAAAACAAGACAAACAGACCCUACAAUGUUUUUGUGCCAGUGCAAUCUACUGGGACGUCCUGGGAACUACAGAAAGAGGGGGCGGCGGCCUACGCUAUACAGGGGAGACGCCCCCACAUGGAGGACAGGUUUAACAUCGUCAUAGACCUGGAGGAAACGGGAACGUCUAUUUUUGGUAUCUUUGAUGGACAUGGAGGGGAGUUUGCCGCCGAGUUUACAGAGAAAACUCUCUUUAAAUACCUAAUGGUUCGGAUUAUGAGUUCCUCAUUAGACGACCAGACGGGGAAUUUUACGGAGAUGAUAAUAGAGGAGGUGUUACGAGUAGAUACACAACUGAUGCAGAUAGCUAGGAAUAAUUCUGACAUAUCAGGUACAACAGCUUUGUUUGCAUUUCUGCGAGGGGAUAUCCUAACUGUGGCCAAUGUUGGUGAUUCCAGGGGCGUACUCUGUGAUAAAAACGGAACAGCCAUACCUUUGUCUUAUGACCAUAAACCAUACAAUGUAAAGGAGAGACAGAGGAUUAAGGAGGUGGGGGGCUUUAUCAGUUUUAAUGGCGUCUGGAGAGUGGCUGGUGUCCUGGCCACGUCUAGAGCCCUGGGGGACUUCCCCCUUAAAGACACAAAAAUGUUGACCGCUGUCCCGGAUAUUCUGACCUUUAACCUCCGGUUUCUACAGCCAUAUUUUAUGAUUCUGGCCUCGGACGGUUUGUGGGACGUGUUCUCCAAUCAGGAAGCGGUAGACUUCCUUAAGGAUCGUCUUGACGAGCCUCUCUUUGGUGCUAAAAGCCUCGUUUUACAGGCUUACUACAGGGGUUCCCUGGACAAUAUUUCUGUCAUGAUUGUUAAUUUUAGCAAUGGAAAAGUUUCUAAGUUUUCCAGCAAUAGGUCUUGACAAAUUUACUUUUGGAUUAUUGCUUGACUAAGUUAUAUUUUGUAGUCAUAUACUCACUACUUAAUGCAAAGUGUUUUGGUGCAAUAUUUUGUCAUAUCAUGUUCUGCAUUGUGCCUGGAUCUGAAAAAAAGAUGUGAUUUAUAUAUACAUUUCUUUUGAAUUUUAAAAAAAAAAUUUUUAGGAUAUUCUGGAGGAAUAAUUUAGAUCUGUGCAUAUAUAUAUAUUUUGAUAUUCAGCAAUGCUUCGACAGUUUAUACAUGUGUGCUCAAAUUAAAGGUAUAGCUUUCUCCCCAUUUCAUUUCAUACUUGUUAUAUACUAUGUAGACAUUGAGUCUUAAAAAGAUAAAAACAUACUACAUGUAGCUUGUGAUACUGGUUAGAUUCCAGGACAUUGCUAUGUCAAAUUGGUCUUAUAUUUGUAUGAUCUGCUUUAUGAAGCUUUUAUUUAUGUAUGUUUUAAUUCUUUUUGUAUCAUUUCCAAUUAUUAGUGUUGUGAUAUGUGUACAUCUGUUGCAAUCUAAACCUAGUCAAUGUUUUAAGUACAGUAUACAUGUUUCCUGUAUAAUUACGCACAUUGGUAUAAAUGGUAUUUUUGUCAUUUAUAUAUUUCAGCAAUGCAUUUUCUUAAUUAACUUAAUUUUGCCUUAAGUACAGCUAGCCUUUAGCUUUAUGAACUUCUCUGCUAAACAUCUAUUUUCAUUCAAGUUUAAAGCAGUCACAAACUCUUAUUGACGUUUAGAGCAGGCAGCUAAUUAAAUCCUGAUCACUAGGCAGUGUACGCUACUACACAAUUUUUAACAGAUGUUCUUGUACUUAAAGAAAA
Saccostrea cuccullata (small rock oyster) is the source of this 1981-nucleotide messenger RNA. RefSeq names its product protein phosphatase 1L-like. NCBI's taxonomy places the organism in Eukaryota, Metazoa, Mollusca, Bivalvia, Ostreida, Ostreidae. The coding region runs from base 94 to 1158 and encodes 354 amino acids. Gene Ontology annotation, biological process: protein dephosphorylation. Gene Ontology annotation, molecular function: protein serine/threonine phosphatase activity; cation binding. The record is from RefSeq and is a predicted model, not a curated record. The transcript has 5 exons.